Erythranthe guttata (spotted monkey flower) is the source of this 1794-nucleotide messenger RNA. Its product is annotated as RmlC-like cupins superfamily protein. The record is from RefSeq and is a predicted model, not a curated record. Lineage: Eukaryota; Viridiplantae; Streptophyta; Magnoliopsida; Lamiales; Phrymaceae.
UCAUGGUACAAUACUUUGACCUUGUCCCAAGGCACAACUCUGUCUAUACUAGAAACCGCCAGCAAGGCCAACAAUUCAUGCAUGACAUACACGUGUCUCCUCCUUCUCCUCUACAUAAACAACUCAACCCCAACCUCCAAAAUCUUCUUACAAGAAAAACCACAACCUUUUUCAGCUACUGAAAAAAAAAAAACAUCAAAACUAAUGAUGGGAAAGAGAAGGGCAAUUCUCCUGGCGGCGGCGCUAGUGGCGGCGCUGGUGGUGGCUGUGGCUGGCUACGAAGAGGAAGGAACAAGGUGGGAAGGCGGCGAAGAAGGCGGCACGGGGCGGAGAGAAGGGCAGGAGUCGUUCUUGCUGCAGGAUUCAAAGCACGUGGUGAAAACCGAUGCGGGUGAUAUGAGAGUGGUGAGAGGCUUUGGAGGCAGAUUUGCAAAAAGCCCCAUGCAUAUUGGAUUUAUUACUAUGGAGCCCAAAAGUCUUUUCAUCCCUCAGUACCUUGAUUCCAGCCUUAUUCUCUUCGUUCGCAGAGGGGAGGCAAGAGUUGGUUAUAUAUAUAAAGAUGAACUGGUGGAGAGGGAUUUGAAGAUGGGAGAUAUUUACCGAAUCGGCGCCGGUUCGGCUUUUUACUUGAUCAACACCGCCGAGGGGCAGAGGCUUCAUGUUAUCUGCAGCAUUGAUACUUCUGAGAGCUUAGGGUGGAGCUCAUUCCAGUCUUUCUACAUUGCUGGUGGAACGUACCCAUCAUCGGUGCUUUCGGGAUUCGAUCAAUUGACAUUGUCUACUGCAUUCAAUGUUUCGGAAACAGAAUUGAGUGAGAUGUUAACUACCCAACAAAGCGGCCCGAUCGUGUUCUUAACGAGCUCCCACGCACCUAGCUCGUGGUCCAAAUUCCUAGACAUGGACCGGAAUCAAAAGGUGGCCCACAUGAGGAGAAUUGUCCGAAUCCGACGCGAAGAUCUCGAACAAGAGGAGGAUAAAUCAACUUGGUCUUUUAGGAAUCUUUUUGUGUCUCUCUUUGGGAGAAGAGAGGACAAAAGGGGAAAAACUCGUGCAACCGGUAAAGGGCCCGAUGCUUACAAUAUAUACGAUAGGAAGCCCGAUUUCAAAAACGACUACGGUUGGAGCCUUGCUUUGGAUGAGGGUGAUUACUCCCCCCUUAAGCACGACGAUUUCGGCGUCUACCUUGUUAAUCUCACCGCGGGUUCUAUGAUGGCGCCACAUAUUAAUCCGAGAGCAACCGAGUACGGAAUAGUAUUGAGCGGCGCCGGGACUAUACAAAUCGUGUAUCCAAACGGGAGCUUAGCGAUGAACGCUAAAGUGACGGAGGGUGACGUGUUCUGGAUACCGCGAUACUUCCCCUUCUGCCAGAUCGCGUCGCGGACCGGGCCGUUUGAGUUCUUCGGGUUCACCACAUCGGCCCGAGACAACCGGCCGCAGUUCCUGGUCGGGGCGAACUCGCUGCUCCAGACAAUGCGGGGCCCCGAAUUCGCGGCUGCGUUCGGGCUGACUGAGGAGAGGCUGAACGAGAUCAUCGAUGCGCAGCGGGAGACCACGAUUCUGCCGUCCGCCACCGUUUCUCCGCCGGACGUGGCGGCGAAGGUGGUUAGGGAUUUUGGUGGUGAUGUGGUGAUGGGGUUUGAUUAGGGAUUUUGGUCUGGUGGUGUUUGAUGGUUUUUCUCCAUUUUCGAAUUGGUGUUUCUUUCUGUCAAUUUGCGUUGUUUUGUCUUUUCUGUUACGUCGUCGUUUGCACCUUUCGGAAGUUGUGAAUAAAGCUGGACUGGUUCCCUCUUUUUA